CCGGAGUGUGUGCCACGGCUGCAGUAGCGGCCACGACGCGCUCAGUGAUACGCUGCAUCCACUCCAUAUAGACUCCGUGUAACAAAACCCACACAGCGCUGUAACGUGCAAAGCAAACCGGACAAGAAAUGCCCUCCAAGAACAAAAACAAGAGUGCAAACCCCAACGACAAACCCGCUGUUAAUCUUCAGGAUGACGCAGCGAAGAAGAGCCUCAAAGUCAGUAAAGCAGACAGUUCUGCAAACUCCAGAUCGGGCUCAGGAAAGCUCCCAAAGUUCCUGUCUGCCUUGUCUUACUUGGUUUUAGUGUCCGGAGCCGCUUUCGCCUCUUUCUACCUGCAGAGAGUGCUGACUGAAGUGAACCAGAUCCGCUCAGAAAGUGAAGAAGCCCUGCAGAAAAACUCCGAGGUGCUGCAGAAAGUACAACAGGCACUUCAACAGGUGAAUUCUAUGAAGUUUUCUCUGGAGGGUCUGGAGGCUACAGUGGGCCGUACUCAGGCUGAACUGGAAAGCACUAAUCGAGCCAUAAUAAAGGGAGAAACAGAGACACGACGGGUCGAGGAAGUGCUUCAGAAACUCCAGAAUGAAAUCCUUCGCGACCUCUCUGAGGGCAUCCGGGAAGUGAAACAGGCACGGGAGCAUGAUUUCUCUUCUCUGGAGAAAACCCUGGAGGUGCGCUUGGCUGAGCUGACCCGCUCUAUCGCUGACAGCGUAGCUGAGUUCACUGGUGCUCAAGAAGAAGCUCAAGCCCAGCUCAGUAACCUUAAAAUCCGACUGGAAGAGCAGAAUGAGCCUAGUAAUCUAAAAAAUGAGCUUCUGGCAAUCACCAGUGCUGUGGCUGGCCUCCAUACUGCAAACGAGGUGGCAGAGGGCAACAUAGGUGUUCUUAGGGAACAGAUUGUGUCAGUCAGUUCAGAGCUGCAGACAAGGAACAAGGAGUUGGCAUCCUUGUCUGAGGAAAUUGAGGCAGUCAGGUCAUUAGUGCAGACCACUGUUGGCUCAUUGAGGCAGGAUGUAUCUGCGUCGCAGGCCAUUGUGCAGGCCAUGUCUGACCAGAUCCAGAGUGCGCAGGAUGAGCAGCUGCGCACCAGCCAAGCCUUGCAGAGCCUCCAGACAGACCUGAUGAGAGAACUGUCUAAGACAGAGAUAAGGGAAGACGACAUGGAGGCCAGGCUGAAGGUCACAGAAGAAAGUAUAGAAGCGCUGGCAAACUCGGCUGCAGUGCAGGCGAGCCGAGUCGAGGCUUUUCUUUCCAAAUAUGACUCUCAUGAGAGCUCAUUAGCUGCUCAGAGCCAGGGAGAUGAGAAGGCCAGGCAGGCACUCAAGGAAGAACUGGGGGGAUUAAGAAGUAGCCUUGGUGAGCUCCAGGCCAGGAUAGAAGACUUAGCUGAUACUAAUACCAGGUUAAAAGAAGUAGAUGGAUGGAUGGAUGAUGUUAUUAUGUAUGACGCUUUGGAAUUACAGCCAGUAUUACAAACUGAGCAGCUGCAAAAUGACGAGUCGGAGAAUGCUGGUCUGAAAGAUGAGGCAGCAGAAGAGGUAGCCAAGGAAGUGGCAGCAGAGGAGGCAGUUGAGGAAGUGGCACCAGAGGAGCUAUUCGACGAAGAUGCAUCAGCAGAGGAAGUAGUUGAGGAAGAGGCAGCAGAGGAGGUAGUUGAGGAAGAGGCAGCAGAGGAGGUAGUUGAGGAAGAGGUGGCAGCAGAAGAGACAGUCGAGGAAGAGGCAGCAGCAGAGGAGGUAGUCGAGGAUGAGGUAGCAGCAGGAGAGCUAGUCGAGGAAGAGGCAGUAGCAGAGGAGGUAGUUGAGCAAUGAGCAAAGCGAUCUAUAAUCUAAACCUGUAGGGGGUAAAAUAGGAUACUGGAAAAGGACAGUCAAUGGACUGAUUCUGUGAACCUGAAAAAUACACUUCCUGCACUGUUGUUUUUUACUUCAUGGACUUAUUUUCAUACGGACGUCUUCCAAUCCCAGCUGCUCUUAAUGUUUUGAAUGUGUAAUGAGUGUUCAGUUUUCCAAUAAAAUAUUUAAAACAUAAA
This is a messenger RNA of Ictalurus punctatus (channel catfish), 2032 nucleotides long. RefSeq names its product cytoskeleton associated protein 4 (gene ckap4). The coding region runs from base 129 to 1811 and encodes 560 amino acids. The transcript has 2 exons. The record is from RefSeq and is a predicted model, not a curated record. Lineage: Eukaryota; Metazoa; Chordata; Actinopteri; Siluriformes; Ictaluridae.